Messenger RNA from Sphaeramia orbicularis (orbiculate cardinalfish), 4640 nucleotides. It is a transcript of the gene ezh2, whose product is annotated as enhancer of zeste 2 polycomb repressive complex 2 subunit. Gene Ontology annotation, biological process: heterochromatin formation. The transcript is spliced from 19 exons. Gene Ontology annotation, molecular function: protein binding; chromatin binding; histone H3K27 methyltransferase activity. The record is from RefSeq and is a predicted model, not a curated record. Lineage: Eukaryota; Metazoa; Chordata; Actinopteri; Kurtiformes; Apogonidae. Gene Ontology annotation, cellular component: ESC/E(Z) complex; nucleus. Bases 349 to 2634 code for a protein of 761 amino acids.
GCGGUGAGUGUGAAGCGCAGAGCAGUUAGAACCGAAACACUGAAAUCGGACCCGUUGUUUGUAGACACCGUAAACCCGAACGAGUGAUUCUUCUCCGUAAACGCCGCGCUUUUUGAGCCGACGCCGGGUCCGAGCGGAGAAAGCAGUCGUUUCGUCUUGUAUCUCCGCGUAAAGCCGGUCCCUCCUCCUGAGGAAACUGCUAGCUAGCCGCCGAGCUAACGCUACAGCUAGCCGGAGCACGGAGCGGCUAAUCCCAAACACAAAGGACGAAAGACUUCGCCGGGGUUUGUCGUAUUGGUCCCCAGACACUCCGUUGGAUGAGGGCACAGCCUCCUGCACAGGUUGAUCAUGGUGUUGACUGGGAAGCGUUCAGAGAAGGGUCCCGCCUGCUGGAAGAGGAGGGUGAAGUCGGAGUAUAUGAGGCUUCGGCAGCUCAAACGCUUCAGACGGGCCGAUGAGGUCAAGAGCAUGUUCAACACAAACCGACAGAAGAUCAUGGAGCGGACUGACAUUCUGAACCAGGAGUGGAAGACCAGGAGGAUCCAGCCCGUCCACAUCAUGACGUCUGUCAGCUCCCUGCGAGGGACCCGAGAGUGCACAGUGGACAGCGGGUUCUCAGAGUUCCCCCGGCAGGUCAUCCCCCUGAAGACCCUCAAUGCUGUGGCCUCUGUCCCCGUCAUGUACUCCUGGUCUCCGCUACAGCAGAACUUCAUGGUGGAGGAUGAGACAGUACUUCACAACAUCCCCUACAUGGGAGACGAGAUCCUGGACCAGGACGGCACCUUCAUAGAGGAACUCAUCAAGAACUACGACGGCAAAGUCCACGGAGAUAGAGAAUGUGGUUUCAUUAAUGAUGAAAUCUUCGUGGAGUUGGUCAGCGCUCUGGCACAGUAUAGCGACAACGAGGAUGAUGAGGAGGAGGAAGAACAAGACUUCAAGGUGGAUAAAAUGGACAUGUGUGACGGCAAGGAGCACCCAGAGGACGCCCGAAAGGACGGACUCCUCAACAACGACAGUCGAACCAAUAACGACGGCACCAGAAAGUUCCCCUCGGACAAGAUUUUUGAAGCCAUUUCCUCCAUGUUCCCCGACAAAGGCUCCACUGAAGAGCUCAAAGAGAAGUACAAAGAGCUGACGGAGCAGCAGCUUCCCGGAGCACUGCCUCCAGAAUGUACGCCCAACAUCGACGGGCCGAACGCCCGCUCUGUGCAGCGCGAACAGAGCCUGCACUCCUUCCACACGCUGUUCUGUAGACGCUGCUUCAAAUACGACUGCUUCCUCCACCCUUUCCACGCUACUCCGAACACAUACAAGAGGAAGAACCUGGAGAAUCUGGUGGACAGUAAACCCUGUGGCAUUGACUGCUACAUGUACCUGGUACAGGACGGGAUGGUGAGAGAGUAUCCUGCCGGUGUGGUUGCCGAGCGGGCCAAGACACCCUCCAAACGCACAGUGGGGCGUCGCCGGGGACGACUGCCCAACAGCAACAGCCGGCCCAGCACUCCCACCGUUUCCUCGGAAACCAAAGACACAGACAGCGACCGCGAGGGCAGCAAAGAAGACGAGAGGGAAAACGACAAGGAUGACGAGGAUAAGAAGGAUGAGAACACGAGCAGCUCAGAGGGAAACUCUAGGUGCCAGACUCCGGUGAAGAUGAAGCUGAGCGGUGAGGCUGAGGCGGUGGAGUGGAGCGGCGCCGAAGCAUCGCUCUUCAGGGUUCUCAUCGGGACGUAUUACGACAACUAUUGCGCCAUCGCACGACUAAUCGGCACCAAAACCUGCAGACAGGUUUACGAGUUCAGAGUCAAAGAGUCGAGCAUCAUCGCUCGCGCGCCAACUGAAGAUGAGGACACGCCGCCCAGAAAGAAGAAGAGGAAACACCGACUGUGGGCCACUCACUGCAGGAAGAUCCAGCUGAAGAAAGAUGGCUCGUCCAAUCAUGUCUAUAAUUACCAGCCAUGUGACCACCCGCGGCAGCCAUGUGACUCCUCCUGCCCCUGCGUCACCGCCCAGAACUUCUGCGAGAAGUUUUGCCAGUGCAGCUCUGAGUGUCAGAAUCGGUUCCCGGGUUGUCGGUGCAAAGCCCAGUGCAACACCAAGCAGUGCCCGUGCUACCUGGCGGUCCGGGAGUGUGACCCUGACCUGUGUCUGACCUGCGGCGCUGCAGACCACUGGGACAGCAAGAACGUGUCCUGCAAGAACUGCUCCAUCCAGCGGGGAGCCAAGAAGCACCUGCUGCUGGCUCCAUCAGACGUUGCAGGUUGGGGCAUCUUCAUCAAAGAGCCGGUCCAGAAAAAUGAAUUCAUCUCUGAGUACUGCGGAGAGAUUAUUUCUCAGGAUGAAGCAGACCGCAGAGGGAAGGUCUACGACAAAUACAUGUGCAGCUUUCUCUUCAACCUCAACAACGACUUUGUCGUUGAUGCUACGAGGAAAGGUAACAAGAUCCGCUUUGCCAACCAUUCUGUGAACCCCAACUGCUAUGCAAAAGUGAUGAUGGUGAACGGGGAUCACAGGAUAGGGAUCUUCGCCAAGAGAGCCAUCCAGACCGGAGAGGAGCUGUUCUUCGACUACAGGUACAGCCAGGCGGACGCUCUGAAGUACGUGGGGAUCGAGCGGGAGAUGGAAAUCGCCUGACUCUGACUUCUACCUCCUGUGGAUCAACGACACAAAGGCCUUACACACAAACACAAACAAACACCCCUCACUUCAGGAAACCAGACGACUUGUCACAAUUGAACGCUUCAGGAAUACUGGGAAUAUUUGAAGCAGAAUUUUGUUGCUCUUAUUGUUUUUUUGUUUUUUUUUCUUAACACUUUUCAUGUUUCUUUUUCGUGUGAUUUUUUUUUUUUUUUUUUUCCCCCAACCCUUGGAUUCAUGAAUCUUCCCUGUGCUGAAGGUGCAGAUCACCUGCGAACUGAGCGUUUGUCAUUUUGUAAAACAAAAAAUAUCUAUCUUUAGUGUCAGAGGAGACCAAACCACGACUGUCUACUUAAAAAAAAAGAAAAAGAAAAAAAAGGCUUUUUGUUCAAACUUCAGGGACCAAAAUCCUCCACCAGCCACUUCUUUCACCCAGCUGACCGGCUUCUGUUUGGUUUUAUCCAGUCGGAAAUUGUCAUUACAACAUGGGGAUGUUUGCAGAGCAGAGUCGCACACAUGGUUUGCAUUUUACCAAGCAAAAAUAACAAAAGUACCUAACAUGCACCUGCCUAAAAGUGAAAUUUUGAUGUUUUUCUUUGCCAUGUCCAUUAGAAAACUGAAUGUCUUGGGUUUUCAACUGGAAAAAAAAAACAGCAUAAGCUUGAACUUGACAAUGUGUAAGAUGUUGCUGCUGCUUUCUGACGUUGUAAUGACUAAGCUAUUCAUUCAUUGAAUUUUCGAUCUUUGUAUUUUAGAUUCAAAGAUUCUUUAUUGUCAGUUCACUAGAUGCACAGGACAUACAGAGAAUUGAGAUACUGUUUCUCUCACCUGGUUCAAUGUCAUUCAUUUAAAGAGGUAAAAAUAGAAUAAGAAUAAACAAUAAAGAAUAAACUGUAGCAGAAUAUAAAGUGUACAUGUCAAUCCAUUUUAGUUUGGCCAAUCAAAAUUAAUUUCUGCUUAGUUUUCAUAAUGUAAAUAAUUAGUUUCAUAAAAAUGUGUAAUUUACCAAAUUUAAAACAAAACAUUGGUGGUUGUUUUUUCCCACCGUUUAACAGUUGAUCAAGUAAUCAUUUAAAUAAGAGAAAUAUGAGGUUUUAGUCACUUAGUUUUAAAACAAAACUCAAAAAUUCAGAAGGUGAAUCUAUGCAAAUGUGGCAGUUUGAAGGUUUUUUUUAGUUUUUUUCUGCUGGAGAACUUGAUAUUCUAACUUGUUUAAUGUUUAAAAGGAUGAUUUACACACUUAACCUCAGAUUUUGGUAAGUUCAUAAACUCACUAUUAGUGGCAUAGAGUUGCAGUUAAAUACUUUAGAAACAAGGACUUCUGCUUCUUUUUUGGUGAUAAAUAUGAGAAAUUUUCAGAAAACAAGAUAGCAAAUGUGAAAAGACAUGUAAAACAGACAUGUUUCAUUUGUAAAUGCUAUUUCAAGAAGAAAAGUCCUACUAACAAAUUUAACAGCUCAAAUAAUAGUCACAUCAAUUCAGAAAACAUUUCAAUUUCAGUCAGUAAUUGAAUAUUUGUCAAAUGCUAAAGAUCAGUUUUAAAAACUGAUUACGAACCUGAACGUUUAUGAAAUGGUUAAAACUCUCACAGUUGAAUCUUCAGAUGUAUAUUCUCUUGUUUUAGCUGCUGUGACGAGCGAAGAAAAGCAUUGAAUGUUCACAUUUAAUGAGUUUCGAAAUGGCUGCAGAUUUUUUUUAUUUCGAAGGACUGAUCAGUGAAUGGACUUGACUAGAAACUGAGCGUUUGGUGACGAGUUAAUUAGAGCGACUUGAGAGCAAAUACAAGAUAUUUGCCUCAGUGUUAUUUAAGACCUUGAUGUUUUAUUGUAAACUUGGUAACUUGAGGGGAAAAAAAUGCAACCUGGGUUUCAUGCGACUCUGCUCUGCGAUGCUUCCUCCACCUCCGGUGCUAACACGAAUAAACACAAAGCAGCUGCGACUCCACCGCUUCCUUCCCGAACGUUCAUUGCUGCUGCUACCACCAUCGAGAACUAAAACCACAC